GUACACCGUCAUUGUGUGUUCCAUAAAAUCACCUAUUUUCAAGCUUAACUAUAUCGAGAAAAAAUAUUUUUAUUUUGGAGCAACUUCGGAGCAUUAGUGAUUCAUUCGUGGGAAUUUUUAGCUUUCUCUGCACACGUCAAAGAAUAAUAGAUUUUGAUGAAUGUCUGAGAGUGAUUACGAUUCGGUAGACGAGUACACAAGCCUGAUGGACGGUCACGUUGCAGAGUCUCGUUCAGAUGACCUAAGUUUGGUCAAUGAACGACGAAAGAGACGAUCAAGAGUAGGAAACGAAGAGUUAGGAAAUGGACUUCCUGAGGUACAGGUAGAGGUAGGAGGUACAUCGAAUGUAAGUGGUUCAAGUAGAAGAAGUACAUCAGGUUCUGCUAAUCAACAGAGACAAAGACAUUAUAGAGAUGAAGAGGAAGAGGAAUUAAAAUAUGGAGCUGCACAUGUCAUUAAACUGUUUGUACCUGUUUCCCUUUGUAUGCUAGUUGUAGUGGCUACAAUCAGUUCUGUUAAUUUCUACACGACUAAGGGGAUGUAUCUAGUUUAUACUCCAUUUCAUGAAGAUAGCUCCGAUACAAGUACAAAAGCAUGGCAGGCAUUUGCCAAUUCCUUAAUACUCAUGAGCAUCAUAGUAUGCAUGACAGUUAUACUUAUUAUCUUGUAUAAAUAUAAAUUUUACAAAGCUAUACACGUAUGGUUAAUUAUAAGUUCAUUAUUAUUGCUAUCAAUGUUUUCCGUACUUUAUUGCGAGCAAGUUUUAAAAGCAUAUAACAUUCCAAUGGAUCUAUUUACAUUAGGAAUAGGUUUAUGGAAUUUUGGGAUGGUUGGAAUGAUAUGCAUUCAUUGGCAAGGACCUUUACAACUUCAACAAGCUUAUUUAAUUUUCAUUUCUGCUUUGAUGGCUCUUGUUUUUAUUAAAUAUUUACCCGAAUGGACAGUAUGGGCAGUUUUAGCUGUAAUAAGUAUUUGGGAUUUGAUAGCUGUUUUAUCACCGAAAGGACCAUUAAGAAUUUUAGUUGAAACGGCACAAGAAAGAAACGAAUCCAUUUUUCCAGCUCUCAUAUACUCAUCAACGAUUUUGUAUACGUUUGUACACACCGUAACUUAUGCCGGAUAUGUACAAGCAGCGACAAUGGCCAGUGGUGAUGCUACGGGUAGAGAAACUACAGCUGUAUCAUUCACUCGCACAGGAACGGAUAAUCAAAAUAAUCCUGCAUCAGGAGAUGCAGAAGAAGGUGGUUUCACACUCGAAUGGAUAGAAACGCAUGGAGAUCGUAGCGCGAGACGUGCCCAAGAAGUGCUUGAAAAUUCGGUAGCAUUAACAGACGAUUCUAGACAACGUCAAAAUCGCCCUACGGAAUCACAAUCCCAACAACAAGUCCCAGUUACUGAGGAGGAACGCGGUGUCAAAUUGGGCCUUGGUGAUUUCAUAUUUUAUAGCGUACUUGUUGGAAAAGCAUCAAGUUAUGGCGAUUGGAAUACAACUUUAGCAUGCUUUGUUGCCAUACUCAUAGGACUCUGCUUAACAUUGCUGCUUUUGGCGAUAUUCAAGAAAGCAUUACCUGCAUUACCAAUCUCCAUUUCUUUUGGUUUAACAUUCUAUUUUGCUACAAGGGUUAUAGUAGCACCAUUCGCAGAUAGUUUAGCAAGCGAGCAAGUCUUCAUUUAAUUUUAUUUCCGAUAAGUAUGACUCUUUUUUUAUUUUAUUCUAAUUUAUUAUAUAAAGAAUAGUGCCUAUGUCUGUCAUCUUUUUCUUUCUUUCUUUUUUUUUUUUUUCUUCUUUCCCUCCACCCUUUUUCUCUUCCCCAUUAUGUUUUUAUAAUUAUUUCUUAUAUAUUCCGGUCUUGUUAUUUUUCAUAUUUCUUCAGAAUAAUGUACGUGUAAAUUCUCAAAAUUGUACAAAGAUGAAGAUAUACAUACAUUUGUACAUCAUACACACACACACACACACAGACAGACAGACAGGCAGACAAAUAGACAGACAGAAACACACACACACACUCAUAUAUAUAUAUAUAUAAUAAUAUAUAUAUAUAUACAUAUAAAAGAGAAAGAGGAUGUGAGAAAAUACAAAAGAGUAAUAGAAAAAGUAAUAAUAAAAAAAAAUCACGUAUUUUUAAAUAGUUGUGAAUUUGUUAUGGAAAAUAUGUCAUGUCUAUUCCACAUAGAGAAAGAGAGAAAGAUCAAUUAGGUAUUUAAUGAUACAAAAUGGAAAAAAAAGAAGAAGAAGAAGAAGAAGAGGAAGAAAAGCAAUAGGCUCUUUUGUAGAUAUUUUAUAUACAAUUAAUUUUAGUUUAACUACUUAUUAUAUGUACAAUGUUUAAUAUAAUAUUUUGGUCGUUUCAA
Molecule: messenger RNA, 2352 nt
Organism: Vespa crabro (European hornet)
Lineage: Eukaryota; Metazoa; Arthropoda; Insecta; Hymenoptera; Vespidae
Gene: Psn
Product: presenilin homolog
Exons: 8
Coding region: 161-1675 (504 amino acids)
Biological process (GO): calcium ion transport; Notch receptor processing; protein processing
Cellular component (GO): nucleus; lysosomal membrane; perinuclear region of cytoplasm
Molecular function (GO): aspartic endopeptidase activity, intramembrane cleaving
Source: RefSeq, a predicted model, not a curated record